GGCAAAGCAAUGUUGUGUUUCUUAAUUCUUCGCACAGAAACUCUAUUUUCCCCUUUCUUUUUAAAUUAAAUUAUUCUUUUCCUUUCAGAAUUCACACUCUUAUCUUAUGAUUCUUCUUCCCUUUGCCCUAUAUUAGAUCCUUCUCUUCCAAUCAUUACAUUUCAUUUACCUUAAUCCUCUUUCCUCGCUUCACCAUUAUUUCCGAAUUUUCUGCAUCAAUCCAUUCGAGUUCAUCCUAGGGUGUCCGCCCUUGAGUUUUUGUGGAUUUGAGUGAGGGUGUAUGUGGAGGAAUAAGAGGUUUACUAGAGGGGGAACUGUGAUGCAUUUGCAUAGAUGAAGGCAGAAAAGGUUUGGCGUUUAGGCAUGGGUGAUGUGCACAUACUGCCUGGCUCUCGCCACCGUGCUCCCAUGAGGAAGCCGAUGUGGAUUAUUGUCUUGGUGUUAUUUGUAUGUGUUUUUCUAUUAUGUGCUUAUAUCUUCCCUCCUCAAAGCAGUUCGGCCUGUUACCUAUUCUCUUCAAGAGGGUGCAAGGGUUUUGUUGAUUGGCUUCCUCCGGCUCCCGCAAGAGAAUACACCGAUGAGGAGAUUGCAUCGCGUGUUGUGAUUAAGGAUAUUUUGAACACUCGGCCAAUUGUUUCAAAAAAAUCAAAAAUUGCUUUCAUGUUUUUGUCACCUGGCUCUCUGCCAUUUGAAAAAUUGUGGGACAAGUUUUUCCAGGGUCAUGAAGGGAGGUUCUCUGUUUAUGUGCAUGCAUCCAAGACAAAACCAGUUCAUGUGAGCCGUUAUUUUGUCAAUCGGGAUAUACGCAGUGACCCGGUGAUUUGGGGGAAAAUUUCUAUGGUUGAUGCAGAGAGACGGCUAUUGGCAAAUGCCCUUCAAGAUCCUGACAACCAGCAAUUUGUUCUACUGUCUGAUAGCUGUGUGCCUCUGUAUCAUUUUAACUAUAUUUACGACUAUCUGAUGUAUACAAAUAUCAGCUUUGUAGACUGCUUUAAGGAUCCCGGUCCUCACGGUAAUGGAAGGUAUUCAGAUCGCAUGCUACCUGAAGUUGAGGUGAAGGACUUUAGAAAGGGUGCUCAGUGGUUUUCUAUGAAGCGGCAGCAUGCAAUUAUAGUCAUGGCUGAUAGCCUGUAUUAUUCAAAAUUCCGGUCUUACUGCCAGAUUGCAUGGCGACUGGUGUGUAUACCCCUGCACAUACAGCCUGGUUUGGAGGGGCGGAAUUGCAUUGCUGAUGAACAUUACUUGCCGACCUUUCUACAGAUGGUUGAUCCUGGUGGAAUUGCAAACUGGUCAGUAACUCAUGUUGACUGGUCUGAGAGAAAAUGGCACCCAAAAUCAUAUAGGGCUCGGGAUGUUACUUUUGAGCUUUUGAAGAAUAUCACGUCCAUUGAUGUAAGCGUGCACGUAACCAGUGAUGAGAAGAGAGAGGUGCAAAGCUGGCCUUGUUUAUGGAAUGGCAUUCAGAAGCCAUGUUACCUAUUUGCUAGGAAAUUCACUCCUGAAACACUGCAAAAUUUGUUGCUUCUAUUUUCCAAUUACUCAGCAUCUUAGUGAGCUAUUUUGAUCGAUUCUUUGGUCGGAUUUCGGCCCCCUUGGUUUCUCAUAUGACAUGAGAGUUGUAAAUUGCAGCAUUGUUGAGGCUUGAUCGCCUGCCAGCCACAGAUAUUGAGUGAAGGUGAAGGAAGUGGCCUAACAUGGACACAAGAGGAGGCUAACCAUUUAGGGUUAACUUCCUUGGGGAUGGAUGGAUGACUUAUUUUUUUUCCUUCCAUUUUACAUGAUCAUAGAUUUUGGGGGAAUCAUAUCAACUCAUUAUGGUUGUUCAUCUUUGUAAAACUUACAUCAAUUGAGUCCAAGUGUCCAUUCAGAAAUUCCAUUGGUCCAUUCUUAUGCGUUCCUCAGCAUUGAGCCAUUUAUAGAUUGUGAAUUGAAAUUUACCUUGAGCAAGUGUAAUUUUAAAUAAUCUUGCACUCA
Molecule: messenger RNA, 1974 nt
Organism: Cajanus cajan (pigeon pea)
Lineage: Eukaryota; Viridiplantae; Streptophyta; Magnoliopsida; Fabales; Fabaceae
Product: glycosyltransferase BC10
Cellular component (GO): membrane
Molecular function (GO): glycosyltransferase activity
Source: RefSeq, a predicted model, not a curated record